This is a messenger RNA of Puccinia triticina, 3138 nucleotides long. RefSeq lists its product as uncharacterized. NCBI's taxonomy places the organism in Eukaryota, Fungi, Basidiomycota, Pucciniomycetes, Pucciniales, Pucciniaceae. The transcript is spliced from 15 exons. Gene Ontology annotation, molecular function: oxoglutarate dehydrogenase (succinyl-transferring) activity; thiamine pyrophosphate binding. The record is from RefSeq and is a predicted model, not a curated record. The coding region runs from base 1 to 3138 and encodes 1045 amino acids. Gene Ontology annotation, biological process: tricarboxylic acid cycle.
AUGUCCUUGCAACUGAGGGGUCGGCCCAGGCUUUCCUUCGAAAAACGCUUUCGUCUCUUCACCCGAGCUUUUCAGCAAGGUCCCGCAGGCGAUCCGCCAGUCUGGGGCUAUCAGCGUCCUGAAUCUUUUCAGUUGCCAGAUUUUACGCCUGAGCAACUUUUAAACCGAGCUUCUCAAGCGUCGUUAGUCAGGCUGGUAGACUCCUAUCGACGCCAUGCCCAUCGAUCCGCAAGUUUAGAUCCACUGUCCCUGACCCCCCGACCGUCAGUGCCGGCGUUGGAUCCCAGAAGAUAUGGAUUUGGAGUUUCUCCGUCGUUUUUGAAAGACAGGUUACACUCAAAUCACAUAGCCAAUGAACUUCCGAGUGAAAUGAUAGAUGAGUUGGGAGAUGAGACUAAGCUCUGGUCGGUGGACGGGGUCGUUGGCAUGGGCACCAGGACUCCAGGCGGAGUUCAGCGGACUUUGGGAGAGAUUAUCGAUCGACUCCAGCAGGUCUACUGUGGCCGAAUUGCUUACGAAUACAUGCACUUGCCGAACAAAUCCGAAAGAGAAUGGCUGUCUGACACACUGGAGUCCAAAGUACACGAUAUGUCGAUCGGGGAGGACUGUAAACUUCAUUACUGGCAACUUCUUUAUCGGUCGGAAGCUUUUGAUAAGUUUCUAGGUACCAAGUUCCCCAAUGUCAAGCGUUAUGGUCUUGAAGGGGGGGAGAGUAUGCUGGUGGCAUUGGACCGAAUCUUCGAAGAAUGUAGCGCUCAUGGGGUCAAGGAUGUGAUUGUCGCAAUGCCCCAUCGGGGUCGCUUGAAUUUCUUGACUCAACUGCUAUCCUUGGAUCUUGAUAUAUUGCUGAAGAAGCUCAAAGGCAAGGCAGAAAUUUCAGAAGAUCUGCUCCGUGAUACUCCGGCGUACACGGGUGAUGUCCUUUCACAUCUGACGACCACAACAUCCUUGCGAUCUCGGGGCUGCCCCGAUGGCAAACCUGUCAAUGUUCACGUAUUACCCAACCCAUCACAUUUAGAGGCUGUUUCUCCCGUGGGUUUGGGUGUUGCUCGGGCACUCAACAUGCUGGACGGGGUAGGGCCGUACCUCGAAUCGUUGCCAGUCAAUGAAAAGCGGAUUGGUGACGAGGUCUUGAGCGUUCAAAUCCACGGGGACGCCGCAUUUGGGGGGCAAGGGGUGGUGGCUGAAACUCUAAAUCUCAGUACUCUUCCACAUUUUACUGUUGGAGGAAGCGUGAGGCUAGUUCUGAACAACCAACUGGGAUACACCACUCCCGCGACGGAAGGUCGGACAUCAUUCUAUGCAACCGACAUAGGUAAGUCUAUCAGCGCGCCCAUUAUCCACGUAAAUGGGGAGUAUCCAGAGGAUGUUUCGAGGGCUCUAUCAUUGGCGUUCGCCUUUAGAAAUCAAUUCCGAAAGGAUGUGCUCAUCGACUUGGUAGUUUACAGAAGAUGGGGCCAUAACGAACUUGACGAGCCGACCUAUACAAGUCCACACAUGUACCGAAAGAUUGAUUCGCUUCCGAGUGUUCCCACGCGCUACGAAAAAGAGCUUCUGGACAGCAAAGUGUUUGAUGUUCAAACUCUAUCCAAAAUCAAAUCCACCGUUGAUCAGGAAUUUUCUCAAGCUCUCGAUGUUCAGCAAAGCCCUCUUGGAAAUAAGAAUGCCGGGAAGACGAGCUUGAUGCACUUGGAAAACAUGGUUGGGAAUCGACCGUGCCCUCCUCAUAAAGCAAGACAUAUCAGCCAGGACGCUGAAACUGGCGUGAGCCUCGCACGUCUUCAAGAAGCUGGGCGCGCCUCAGUAACCACUCCAAAAGACUUCAACGUCCAUCCAAGGCUACAAAAGAUGCAUAUUCAGAAACGUCUCCAGGCCCUCGAGAACAAUCCCGAAGCUCCCAAGCCAACAAUUGAUUUUUCAACCGCUGAAGCGUUGGCGUUUGGUACUUUAUUGGAGGACGGCUUCGACAUAAGAUUGUCGGGACAAGAUAGCGGUCGAGGCACAUUCUCUCAGCGACAUGCCCUCUUGACAGACCAGGAUGUCGAAGGCCGAACAGUUGUGCCGCUAAACCAGUUAGCAGCUCAAGAUCCCGGUAGAGGCAAGCUAGAGAUCGUCAACAGCCCCUUGAGUGAAUACUCGGUCAUGGGCUUUGAACUGGGAUUUUCCUACAUGACAUCCAGAACCUGUUUAGUCCUCUGGGAAGCUCAAUUUGGCGACUUUGUCAACACGGCCCAAGUGAUUGUUGAUCACUUCCUUGUUUCUGGUCAAUUCAAAUGGCCUACAUUUCAAAGUGGCUUAGUAUUACUCCUUCCUCACGGAUUGGACGGGGCUGGACCGGAACACUCAUCCUGUCGAAUCGAAAGGUUCUUGCAGGCCGCCAACGAGCCGUGGUUGUUCGGAGACCGAUCUACUCAAGUUGGAUUCGAGGGCGAAAAUAUCUCGGUUUGUAAUGCGACAACACCUGCCCAAUACUUUCACCUCUUGAGAAGGCAGAUGAAAACGGCAAGAACGAAGAGCCCGAAAGGAUUGGUAAUUUGCACGCCGAAAACGAUGCUUAGAGCUCGAGAGACUUUCAGUCUUUUGAAUGAAUUAGGCCCCGGCACGUCUUGGAAAGAAGUUCUAGACGAUCCUCUCUUGCAAAAAAAUGCAUCCAAAGAUAGCGUUGAAAGACUCGUUUUAUGCAGCGGAAAAGUUUACUAUGAUCUAGUGAAAAAGAGACACGCCUUGGAUCUCGAUUCAAAGGUUGCUUUGGUUAGGGUUGAAGAAUUGACCCCAUUUCCGUAUCGAUCUUUACACCAAGUGAUCAGAAGUUAUUCAUCAGUUAAAUCUGUCAUUUGGGCCCAGGAAGAGCCACAAAAUGCGGGAGCUUUGAAUUUCGUGGCUCAUCGAAUAAGAGAAGUUUUAAGCAAAAUGGGAAACGCGGGUUCGUUUCUCAGCGCUGACCAAGCUCCGCCAAGCGAUUCAAGUCAAGAUUCAUCCCUCUCUGGGACCGCAGACGGACAAGGUAUUCAGUUAGGGUUUGUAGCUCGGCCAAGCUGUGCCUCUUCUGCUACUGGAAUCAGCGAACGGUUCAAGCAUGAACAAAGCCGGCUGGAAAAUAAAGUGUUCGACUUGAAUCUUGUCCAAAGUCCUUUCUAA